Molecule: messenger RNA, 2394 nt
Organism: Didymodactylos carnosus
Lineage: Eukaryota; Metazoa; Rotifera; Eurotatoria; Philodinida; Philodinidae
Source: the annotation of a GenBank genome assembly
AUGACUGGCAGAAGUACCAAACUUUCUUUACAUAAUUUUACGCUUUAUUGUGAUUCGUUGAUAUAUUAUCCAAAACAUCCAUUAAUUUCACCGUAUAUAACGACUGUGUAUAAUAAAACAUUGAUAAUCGAAAGUUUUACAAACACACAUUAUAAUAUAAGUCUUCAAAAUCGUACGCCGCAUUUAUAUUGCUUAAUGGAUAGAGAAAAUCAAAUAUGUAUCAAUGAAACUCUUCUAAAAACAUAUCCGUAUCCUCCCUUUGAUUAUCUCCACUACGGUCCUAAAAACAACGUUCAAGCUAUAGAUUUUACCAAUAGCUACAUGUGCAGCCAUUCGAAUGAAAAAAUUUCUCGAACUCGUCUCAAUAACGGAUUCUAUGAUUGUUUAUUUAAGGAUGAUGAGUUGAACAACAUUACAUAUUCUAUUAGUAAAAAGUAUCAUUAUCGUUGUGAAUCUGAAGUACCUGUUCAGUACGUAAGUAUUCAACAAUUGGGUGAUGGGUCAGUCGACUGCAUGGACGGUUCCGACGAGUUGUCAACAAUAAUUGACUGGCAACUUGUUCAAUGUGACUCAGAAACAAAUUAUGCAUGUCGAUUGUUACAAAAUGGAGAAGGAUCGACUGCCAAGCUAUCUCUUCAUCUGUAUUGUAAUUCGUUGUGGGAUAUGAAAUAUGGUUUAGACGAACAAAAUUGCUCUAAAUGGGUGUGUCGUUCAGAUGAUUUUCAGUGUAAAAACACUGGUCAAUGUAUUAAUCGAAAGUGGGUGUGUGAUGAUGAAUGGGACUGUGCAAAUGGAUUCGACGAGUUAAAUUGUCCAAUUAUGAACAAUAAAUCGCGAUUCAUUCUCGAAGACCUAUGUGAUGAUAAAACUGAACAUUUUUGUAUAACGAAAGAGUUCAUCUCAGAUCAAAUACAUCACAAACCAUGCGUUCAGUACACACGAGCCGGUGAUCAUACCAUUGAUUGUAUUGGCGGUCGUGAUGAGCGUAAUACCGUGUCCUGUUUCGAUGGUCGAAUGUUAGGUGAUCGUUUUAGAUGCUCAAACGGAACAUGUAUUAAUCAUGAACAACUCUGUGACGGACUCGCCGACUGUACGGAUGGAGAUGAUGAGAAAAUUUGCUAUUGGAACAAAUUGAAUAAUUGUUCAUCUUUUCCAUGUUUCGAUGGGCGGUGUGCUGAACGUUGCACGACUUUAACAUCUAAAGCAUGUUCACAAUCUGAACAAUUGCUUUGGUGUCCGAAACUAAAAACAGUCAUGUCCGUCGUGACAUCUGCCUAUCGAGCAGGAAAGGUAAUAUCAACAUCGAACUACAAUGAAUUCUGCGACAGCAGCACUCACCAACCACAUUUAAAUACCAUACAAGAUGAUGUCAUUUCGAAAAGAAUAGACAGACAAUUUCACGGCUAUUGUAACAGAGGAUUCUAUUUACUAACAAAUCAAUCGAGAACAGCGAGAUGUUUCUGUGCACCACCUUACUUUGGCGAUCAGUGUCAAUUUUCGAGUCGACGAAUAACGUCAAAAGUGAGAAUAAAUCGUUUACAUCGAUCGGAUUUGCCUUUUACUUUAUUUCUUCUCGUUCAAUUAAUAUGUAAUGACACAACUAUUAUUGAUCAUUCGAGUUUCGUUCAUGUUAUUGACGACAAUACAAAAUUUCAUAAUUACCUACUUUAUUCUCGGACAAAACUCGAAAUCUGUCUCUAUUCUGUUCGUUAUGAAGCAUUUUAUGUGAAGAAAACAACUGUUGAACUUCUUGCCGUAUGGCAAUAUUCUAUAAUGCCAUUCAAUUUUCUCCCAUCGUAUCGUCUAGCAAAAAUAUUCAAUUUUCCCAAUGAUGUUCGAAUGCCAUUACUCUGCACGGCCAAUUUAUGUUUUAGUAAUGGAACGUGUUAUUUACUGAAUAAUAAUCAAUCAUCAUAUUUUUGUUAUUGUCAACGAGGAUGGAGAGGACGACACUGUGAAUUGGUCGACGAUGAGUGUAGUGAUAAUAUUCGUUGUGCGCCAGAUUCUGUGUGUCGUGGAAACGCUAUUUGUUUAUGUAAGCAAGGCUAUUCGUUGCCAAAUUGUUUCAUACAAAAUAACGUAUGUAAUAAAAAUCUUUGCACAAACAAUGGCAGUUGUCACCCACUUAUGUCUGUCAACAAGUAUAAAUGCGAGUGUGCAUUGGGGUUCAGUGGAGAACACUGCGAGAAACCUGAUAUGUACAUUCAUUUUACAAUUACAAAAGAGAUAAAAUUUCUAAAUCCGUUAACGAUUCAAUUAUUAAAACUGGUCAGAGGUUACGCUAGACUGAGGUUACAACUGAUCGCGCAUCCAACACGACUUCCAUUCACGAUAAUAAUCAAUGUGAAUAGUGAAAACACAGUGCUUAAUAAUGGACCAGACAUGGGACUUGUU